UCAAGGAGAGGCUAGGAUUGCUCACAAAUCCAAAACACUACUAAAAAAAUCCUUAUCUUAUCAUCUCUAAUAUUUUCACAAGAUUUUCUCCCAAUAAAAAGGUCUUUCAAAACCAACACUUUCUAUCUUUUUUUUUUUUUUUCAAUCCUCACUUUACUAUUCCAGGAAUCAAGCAAUGAAGCUGCAAUUUCAGUGAAGUUGUUAAAUUUGGUAUACAAUUGAAAGUCGAAACUUUUUCCAAAUAUAUAACUGUUUUCUUUGAUAGAAAAUAAAAAAAGGUUAUAGAAAAUGGCCCCAAGGUCAGGCAGGGGAAAAUCAAAUAAAGCAAAAGCAGAGAAGAAGAAGAAAGAGGAGAAAGUUGUUGUUCCUAGUGUUGUUGACAUCACUGUCAUUACUCCAUAUGAAUCAGAAGUUGUGCUCAAGGGUAUCUCCACUGACAAGAUACUAGAUGUGAAAAGGCUGUUGGCUUCUCAUGUGGAGACAUGCCACCUUACAAACUAUUCUUUAGCUCACGAGGUCAAAGGGAAGAGAUUGAAUGACAAAGUGGAAGUGGUUACUCUGAAACCAUGUUUGCUCAAAAUGAUUGAAGAGGACUACACGGAGGAAGCUCACGCCGUGGCUCACGUGCGGAGACUCCUAGACAUCAUAGCGUGCACCACGAGGUUCUCGAAGUCCAAACGACUCCGAUCACAAUCAUCAUCAGCAUCGCCUGAUUCAAAAUCCAAAAAGGUCAAUAGUAGGCGCCACCAACCCAACAACAAAGCUCCUCCUCCUGCGCCGUCCGAUGGAGGAGAAGAAUCAACAUCAGAAACGACGUCGAUUUCGGCGGCGAUUUCGGAGAAUAUGGACAUGGCUGCCAUUUAUCCGACCCCGAAAUUAUCGGAGUUUUACGACUUCUUUUCAUUCUCUCAUCUCUCUCCUCCCAUCCUCAAUUUGAGGAGAUGUGACCCCAAGGAUGUGGAAGAGAGGUGUGAUGGUGACUAUUUUGUAAUGCAGAUAAAAAUCUGCAAUGGGAAGCUAAUACAGGUGGUUUCAUCUGUAAAAGGGUUUUAUACUGUGGGAAAGCACUUCUUCCAGAGCCACUCUUUAUUAGAUCUUUUGCAAAACCUCAGCCAAGCCUUUGCCAAUGCAUAUGAAUCCCUUAUUAAGGCUUUUGUGGAACACAAUAAGUUCGGUAAUCUUCCUUAUGGGUUUCGUGCAAAUACAUGGCUUGUUCCUCCCCUUGCUGCCAAGUCUCCAUCAACCUUCCCCUCUUUCCCAUCAGAAGAUGAACAAUGGGGUGGUAAUGGUGGAGGCCAGGGAAGAAAUGGUGAAUGUGAUCUUCGGCCAUGGGCUACAGAUUUUGCAAUUUUGGCUAGCCUUCCUUGCAAAACUGAGGAGGAGAGGAUUGUCCGAGAUCGCAAGGCCUUUUUGCUGCAUAGCCAAUUUAUUGAUGUCUCAAUCUUUAAAGCUGUAGCUGCCAUACAGUGUGUUAUGAAUUCCAGGUUAAAUGCCAAGGGCACUGUAAAUUGCCAUCCAGACUCAAUCCUUCAUGUGGAUCACGUAGGUGACUUGUCCAUUAUAGUAAAACAUGAUAUAACAGAUGUGAAUCUGAAGUCUGAGGUCAAGGUUGCUGGCCAAGAAUCAUCUGGCAUGACUGCUAAUGAAAUGGCUCAAAGGAAUUUACUUAAAGGGAUAACUGCAGAUGAGAGUGUAGUUGUUCAUGAUACUUCCUCAUUGGGCACUGUCAUUGUUAGACAUUGUGGGUACACAGCAAUUGUAAAAGUUGUUGGUGCCAUAAAGACGGAAAAGCUUGUUGCUCAGGAUAUUGAAGUUGAUGAUCAACCAGAUGGAGGAGCUAAUGCUCUUAAUAUUAACAGUCUAAGGGUUUUACUUCACAAGUCCUGCACUGCAGAGUUAACUGGAGUAGGCCAGUCGCAUCAAUCCAACUUGAAUGAUUCUGAAGCUUCUAGAUAUCUUGUUCAGCAAGUAAUUAAAGAGAGCUUGUCCAAAUUAGAAGAGAAGUCGGCUGCUCCUGAAAGGUCUAUUAGAUGGGAACUUGGUUCUUGUUGGUUGCAUUAUCUACAAAAGCAGGAAACUUCAACAGAUCCUACUUCAAAAGGACCUGCUAAUGAUUGUGAGGCUGAACCUACUGUCAAAGGUCUUGGAAAGCAAUUUAAAUUUUUAAAGAAAAGGGAUAAAAAACCUGGUAAUGUCAGUAGCACAGUUGACAAGGAAGAAAAUGACUCUGAGUCGUGCAGUAUGGAUGUGAAGUCUAAUCUAGGACAGCAAAGCGAUGGUAAGUCCAGCUGUGAGAUGCAAUUGAAGAACCUGAUUUCUGAAGAAGCCUUCUUGCGUCUUGAAGAAAGUGGAACUGGUCUUCACUUAAAGUCAGCCGAUGAGCUUAUUAAGAUGGCAUACAAGUAUUAUGAUGACACUGCUUUACGAAAUCUGGUAACAGACUUUGGAUCACUUGAACUUUCCCCUGUUGAUGGUCGUACACUAACCGACUUUAUGCAUUUAAGGGGACUACAAAUGCGCUCUUUGGGUCGUUUGGUUGAACUUGCUGAGAAACUUCCUCAUAUACAAUCACUUUGCAUCCAUGAGAUGAUUACUCGAGCUUUCAAGCAUGUACUCAAUGCGGUUGUUGCAUCUGUUGACAAAUUUGAAGACUUACCUGUGGCUAUAGCUUCUUCCCUAAAUUUCUUGCUUGGAAAUAGUGGAGUGGAAGAUAAUGCCCAAAACACAGAUGAUGACUAUUUUCUAAAAGUGAGGUGGUUAAGAAAGUUUCUUGCUGCAAAAUUUGGUUGGGAGUUGAGAAAUGAAUUCCAUCAUUUGAGAAAACUAUCCAUUCUUCGGGGACUUUGCCAUAAGAUUGGACUAGAGUUGGUUCCUAGAGAUUAUGAUAUGGAAUUCCCAACACCUUUCAGAAGUUGUGAUAUUAUUAGCAUGUAUCCUGUUUGUAAGCAUGUAGGAUGUUCUUCUGCUGAUGGCCGAACAUUGUUAGAGUCAUCCAAGAUUGCUCUUGAUAAAGGAAAACUAGAGGACGCUGUUAAUUAUGGGACAAAGGCAUUGGCAAAGAUAAUAGCUGUGUGCGGUCCCUACCAUCGAACUACUGCAAGUGCUUACAGUCUUCUUGCUGUGGUUCUCUACCAUACUGGAGAUUUCAAUCAGGCAACUAUAUAUCAACAGAAAGCUUUGGAUAUUAAUGAGAGGGAGCUUGGUCUUGACCAUCCAGAUACAAUGAAAAGCUAUGGGGAUCUUUCUGUAUUUUAUUAUCGGCUCCAACACAUUGAAAUGGCUUUGAAAUAUGUAAACCGUGCUUUAUUCCUUCUUCAUUUUACUUGUGGAUUGUCUCACCCAAACACUGCUGCAACAUAUAUUAAUGUGGCUAUGAUGGAAGAAGGCAUGGGAAAUGUUCAUGUUGCUCUCAGAUAUCUACAUGAAGCUCUUAAGUGCAACCAGAGGCUACUAGGAGCAGAUCAUAUACAGACAGCUGCAAGCUAUCAUGCCAUUGCCAUUGCUCUUUCAUUGAUGGAAGCAUAUUCAUUAAGCAUGCAACAUGAGCAAACUACAUUCAAGAUACUUAAGGCAAAACUUGGACCAGAUGACCUUCGUACACAGGAUGCUGCUGCUUGGCUUGAAUAUUUUGAAUCAAAAGCUUUAGAACAGCAAGAAGCAGCACGAAAUGGAACUCCAAAGCCAGAUGCGUCCAUUGCAAGCAAAGGUCAUCUUAGUGUAUCAGAUCUCCUCGAUUACAUUAGUCCUAAUCAAGAUUCUAAAGGAAGUGAUGUGCAGAGGAAGCAGCGGCGUGCUAAGGUGGUACAGAUUAUUGAAAAUAAAACCCAUGAUACACAUCACAACUUGGUAACAGAUAGUGCUGUGUUCCUUGAUGUCCCAGAGAAAACUAUGGAUACUGCAGAUAUUAAUGAAAUCAGAAUGACGACUUCUAUUCAUCCCCAAGAACCAGAAGAAACUGAUGAUAUUACUGGAAUUGAGCCAACAGUCGCAAGUGAAGUUGUGGAAGAGACAACUUCAGAUGAAGGGUGGCAAGAAGCCAAUUCUAAGGGGCGGUCAGGAAAUGCCACUGGAAGGAAGUUUGGAAGGAAGAAACCAGUUCUUGCAAAAUUAAAGGUGAACAGUUCUGAAUAUGAAAAUGUUAGAGAAAGCAGCACUAGGCGAGAAAUUAUUUCACCUGCGAGAAAAACUGCCUCCAAGAACAUUGUAAAGGAGGUACUGCCAGUAAAGCAAUCAAAGUCUCGUAGCUCAACCUGGGGGAAUUCCAUUAGUUUACAAGCUUCUGCUUCCAAAGGUUUCUCCCCUUCUGCAAAUCUUAGUGCCAUUGCUUCAAAAUCUCCUUCUUACAAAGAAGUAGCUGUAGCACCUCCAGGUACAGUUCUAAAGCCAUUACAUGAUAAGGUAGGAGAACAAAAUGAGGGAAAAACUGAACAGCAGACGUGCACCAUUCCAACUGAGACAGCAAAUGUGGAGGAUGGAAACAAUAUUCCUAUUGUUGAUGAUGUAGCAGAUGAUGAUGAUGAAACUGAAGGAACUCAUGAUAGUGAAAAUCAAUCAGAAGAAACCGCUCCUGAACUUGCUAAGGUUUCUUCUUUUAAUCGGGAAAAGCCUGUAAAAACAAAGGGGAGUAAGUUAUCAGCAUCAGCUGAACCAUUCAAUCCUGGAGCACUCUACAUGAAUCACCAAAUAAACUCUGUUGUUGUGACAAGUGGUUAUGAUGCAACAGCCAGUCAAGGCAUGCUUGCAGAGCCUGUCGGACCUCCAGUUGCUGCUCAUGUUCCUUGUGGACCAAGGUCACAAUUAUAUUACAGAAACAGUCAUUCUUACAGUAUGAAACAUGGCUUUCUGAGAGUCCAAACUCCUAUUUUGGAACAAAGUGGAUUUGGACUUCCGAGGGUUAUGAACCCUCAUGCAGCUGAGUUUGUACCUAGCAAAGUUUGGCAAACAACUGGAACUGCUGAUUCGAGUGUCUCAGAAGAGUUAAACUCUUUGAGUGAAGUUAUGAACACAGAAGUGAAGAAAGUUGAUAAGAAAUCCUGUAGGGAAGUAAAAGAUUCUAAUUUGAAAAAGAGUAGCGCUGAGGAGAAAUCAGAGCUAGCGAGGCAGAUUUUGCUUAGCUUCAUUGUCAGGUCAGUCAAGCAGAACGUGGAUCCUACGAGUGAGCCUGCAGUGAAUGACAAAAGGCUCAACCAUUCGGAAAAUUCUUCAGAUGCAGUUGCAAAUGACAGUGCAAUAAUAAAAAUUCUUUAUGGAAAUGAAGGGAAAGACUUGGAUUCUCAAUCCGGUAGCUGUGAAGAACCAAAAAAAUUAGAUGUGAGUAAAAAGAAAAUCGGGGAUGGCGAAGGCUUUAUGGUAGUAAGAAAACGAAGAAGAAACAGGCAGCACUUUCGAAAUGGAGUAACUGGGCUACACAAUCAGCAAUCGAUCUGUGCUUCCGUUAGAUGAAGAGAUAACCUGAGCAAACCGGGGCAAAUAACAAGGACAGAUUUGCCUGUUUGGUCUUUCCAGUUUUACAUAUCUCCUUGCGUGCAUAUGAACCAACUAGAAAUGGAUGGAAAAGCAAUUUAGAGAGAAAUUUGGUGGAGCCGGUCUUACUUCCUCUUUAUAUUGAGAUCCGCUUGGCAUGUGCUAAUAAUCUCUGUAAAUUGGUUCUCUUGUUUAGAAAUUUUCUUUGAUCAGUGAAAAGGCCAGUUGGCAAUUUUCGUA
This is a messenger RNA of Durio zibethinus, 5703 nucleotides long. RefSeq names its product protein REDUCED CHLOROPLAST COVERAGE 3-like. Gene Ontology annotation, molecular function: protein binding. Gene Ontology annotation, biological process: organelle organization. Gene Ontology annotation, cellular component: cytoplasm. The record is from RefSeq and is a predicted model, not a curated record. Lineage: Eukaryota; Viridiplantae; Streptophyta; Magnoliopsida; Malvales; Malvaceae.